CCGGGCCGGAGGAGCGCGUUCCCGCCGGGCCGCCUCCCGCGCGCCGGGGGCCUGGCACCUCCGUCUGCCCGGGCGCGGCCCGCUCCGUGACCCCCGCGGCCCAGGCCGCUCUUGGCACCUCGACUCCCUGACCACUGGCCCCGGCCGGGUCCGAGGGCCCGAACGCGACCUUGGGCCAGCCCUGCGCCCCCGGCCGGCCCGGUCUCGGCUACGCACUGGAGCGCCUGGAGCACUGGGUCCCAGCCGCGCUGAGUGCCAUGAGUUGCUGAAAGGGAGCCUGGCUUUCCAGCUGCCUUGGGGCGUGGCGUCGGGGGCACAGAGCCAUGUCGGACCUGCUGCUGCUGGGCCUCAUUGGGGGGCUGACUCUGCUGCUGCUGCUGACCCUGCUGGCCUUCGCCAGGUACUCAGGGCUGCUGGCCGGGGUGGCAGUGAGCGCCGGCUCUCCCCGCUUCCGCAAUGUCACUGUGGCCUACAAGUUCCACGUGGGGCCCUACAGCGAGACGGGGCGGCUUUUCACCGAGAGCUGCAGUGUCUGCCCCAGGCUCCGCUCCAUCGCCGUCUACUAUGACAACCCGCACAUGGUGCCCCCCGAGAAGUGCCGCUGUGCAGUGGGCAGCAUUCUGAGUGAAGGGGAGGAGUCGCCCUCCUCUGAGCUCAUCCAGCUCUACCAGAAAUUUGGCUUCAAGGUGUUCUCCUUCCCGGCACCCAGCCACGUGGUGACAGCCACCUUCCCCUACACCACCGCCCUGUCCAUCUGGCUGGCUGCCCGCCGCGUCCAUCCUGCCCUGGAUGCCUACAUCAAGGAGCGGAAGCUGUGUGCCCACCCUCGGCUGGAGAUCUACCAGCAAGACCAGAUCUACUUCAUGUGCCCGCUGGCCCGGCAGGGAGACUUCUAUGUGCCUGAGGUGAAGGAGACAGAGCGGAAAGGCCGGGGGCCUGCGGAGGCCAGUGAUGCCCAAACGGACGGCACAGGAGCUGACACGCUGAGCGAUGGGAGUUCUGUGAGCCUGGAGGUGGGUCCUGGCAGUCGGGAGACGUCCGCGGCCACACUGUCCCCAGGGGUGAGCGGCCGCAGCUGGGACGACAGUGACACCCGCAGCGAGCACAGCUACAGCGAGUCGGGCGCCAGCGGCUCAUCUUUCGAGGAGCUGGACCUGGAGGGCGAGGGACCCCUGGGGGAGCCCAGGCUGAGCCCUGAGGCUGAGCCCCUGGGAGCUCCCAAGUGGCCCCGAGAGCUCAGUACCCCUGAAAAAGGUGAGGAGUAGCCCAUGGCCCCAUCCUCUGUGCUGCAGUCACUAAGGAACUGACCAGACUCUUCAGCCUCCUCCUCCUCCACCUUCCGGGCCCAGGCGAGGGCCAGGGGUCUCAGGGGACCUGACUUCGACCCCGGCCUCUAGCCAAGCCCUGUCCUCACUGCCCUCUUGGCUCCCAGGGCAAAGGAGCAGGGACUGUUCCCUGCCCCCCGCCCCGGGCUGCUGCCUCUGUUACAUCUUUUUUCAGAUUCACAUUGGAGCUUCCAGGAACCAGAAUAAAGCAAAAGAUUUUAUUGUUGCA
Messenger RNA from Eptesicus fuscus (big brown bat), 1554 nucleotides. It is a transcript of the gene TEX264, whose product is annotated as testis expressed 264, ER-phagy receptor. The coding region runs from base 324 to 1265 and encodes 313 amino acids. Gene Ontology annotation, biological process: reticulophagy; protein-DNA covalent cross-linking repair. Lineage: Eukaryota; Metazoa; Chordata; Mammalia; Chiroptera; Vespertilionidae. The record is from RefSeq and is a predicted model, not a curated record. Gene Ontology annotation, cellular component: replication fork; autophagosome membrane; endoplasmic reticulum membrane. The transcript has 6 exons.